Molecule: messenger RNA, 1471 nt
Organism: Exaiptasia diaphana
Lineage: Eukaryota; Metazoa; Cnidaria; Anthozoa; Actiniaria; Aiptasiidae
Source: RefSeq, a predicted model, not a curated record
AGCAGAAUAACCAAGUAAACAAUAUGGCGGCGUUUCGAUGAUCGAAACCUGCUUUAACUCUGUUUUUAUGGAACGUUGUCCUUAGAAAGAAGCUAUAUAAUACUCUUUUAUCAUGGGUAUAUCUUCCUCUACCGAUAAAGUYACAGAAAUCAGCCCAAGAGUCGAAGGAUUCAAGACAAAAAAAGGCCAAGACUUGACGCUGGAUUCCCCUGCUUUGCUGGAUUUAGAACAUGGAUCUAUCAGAUAUCGUCUACCGGACGAAAAACGAAUAGAGACUGAAUCUAAAGUCAAGACUGGCUACUUUUAUCAUCCGAAAUUAAGUGAUUAUAGUGAAGAUGCUGAGAUAGCUCCUGAAGAGAAAUUCAAACUGUACUAUGUAUUCAAGGGACCAAAGAAAGAUGGAAAGAACAAAAAGUUAUAUUAUGUGUAUGCAACCAGCAUUAAUGCAAAAGAUGGUGGCAUCAAACAAGCUGAUUACCGUCCACAAGGUCUUGGUUAUGACUGGCCUGAAUCCUACAGAAAGGCAAACAAUCUGUACUAUGAAUUGGGUUUCUUGGAAUCCUCCGAGGAGGAGUUCUCCGACUCAGAUGAAGAAAGCGAUCAGUUGUCUACCGUCACCACGGCAACCCCAAGAAUAGAUGCACCGGUUAUUAAAGAUAAUAUUAGGGACUUUGACAUAAUUGGUGAUUUAAGAACACCUGAAGAUGGGACCUGGGCUCGAUUUGCAAUCAAUCUUCAUUUGACAUGAUAAAACAUUCUUUGCAUGAUUUAAACAAGGGGGAGGGCACACGAGUUGUGCAUCUAUUCAUGUAAAAAAAAAGUAUUUUGUAUUUUUUCACAGGCAGCCCAUCAAUAAAAUUGAUUGAGAAAAACAAAAGCAAAAGUUCUCUUGCUUGAUAUUUAUGGCUCUUCUGCGGCAUUAUGUCAUUAUCCCAUGAUGCUCUGCUGAGAGUUGUGGGAUCAUGAUGUAAUAUAUUCCACAGGAAAUCCAAUUUGUUUAAGUAUGGGCUAGUGAUAAAAAGAAGCAAGUACUGAGGUUUUUUCAAAUACAGAAUUCUCAAUCAAUGGUUGGGCUGCCUGUGUACGUCAAGUAUACCAAAGCUCACACCUGUUUACGUAACUGUGAUGCAUAACUCKUCAUCUUACAGCAUACUUACAUUGCACUAUACAACAAUACUUCAUUCAUUUAUUUAAUUUAUUCUUGAGGUAGUAAAAUACUUGGAUUACAACAAGCUCAGUUUUUUUGAACUUUACAGAUUUUGUUUCGUAUUGUACCGUAAGCCGGAAAUCAUGUGAUUUCGGUGACAAGAACACAAAAUAUCAGUAAACUUGAUCAAAUUGACUUCUGAUAAUUUUCAAAAGAGCUGAUUUCGAAGUGAUGGAUUUAUGAAUGUUGCAUUUAAUGCUUCUUUCACAUAUAUUUUAUGUUGUAAAUAGUUUUUAUAAUAAAAAUUUAAUGUUUUUUAUUCUG